This is a messenger RNA of Solanum verrucosum, 582 nucleotides long. RefSeq lists its product as uncharacterized. The transcript has 2 exons. Lineage: Eukaryota; Viridiplantae; Streptophyta; Magnoliopsida; Solanales; Solanaceae. Bases 1 to 582 code for a protein of 193 amino acids. The record is from RefSeq and is a predicted model, not a curated record.
AUGUCAGCCAUAGAUAUUCAGAUAGUGAGAAGAGGGAACAAGCAAUCUAGACAUCAAAGAAUCAGUCUAUGUGCUGAGGUUAUAGAAGAAGAGAUCUAUGCAGGAUUAAAAACCACUGGAAAUGACAAGGCACCAGGGAUUGAUGGGUAUAAUGCUUUCAUUUUUAAACAUACAUGGCAAACUAUAAAAGAAGAGAUUAUUGCUGCAGUAAUCCACUGGGAAGAUGCAUGCCCCUAUAAAUUGCACUCUGGUAACCCUUGUCCCAAAAGUUCAAAGCCUAAAAACUAUGAAGGAGCUAGAUUUAUUCCAGGGAGGAAGAUUGCUGAUAAUAUAAUUUUCACCCAUGAAUUGGUAAAAGCCUACACUAGAAAGAAUGUUUCACCUAGAAGUAUGCUGAAGAUUGAUCUUCAGAAGACAUAUGACUCAGCGGAAUGGACCUAUCUGGAACAGGUGAUGACUGAGCUUGGAUUUCCUAACUUGUUCACUCAAUGGGUAAUGACAUGUGUGAAGACUGUUAGUUAUGCUAUUGUUGUGAAUGGACAGAGCUCUCAGGUUUUCCCAGCUGCUAAAGGACUCAGAUAG